GGAAGGAAGCGACGAGUGAGAGCGUUGGCUUCCUCCGGGAGACUCCGCCCCUGUGCUACUUCUUCCCGGUGCUCAGGCCGGUCGUGCACUUUGCCGGGCGCCCGGGAAAGACCGGGGGAUGAUGGUACAGAUGGAGACACAACUGCAGAGCAUUUUUGAGGAGGUGGUGAAAACGGAAGUCAUAGAAGAGGCUUUCCCCGGGAUGUUUAUGGAUACCCCGGAAGAUGAAAAAACAAAACUAAUUAGCUGUUUGGGGGCCUUCAGACAGUUUUGGGGUGGUCUUUCUCAGGAGUCUCAUGAACAAUGUAUCCAGUGGAUUGUUAAAUUUAUUCAUGGCCAGCAUAGUCCUAAAAGAAUUUCUUUUCUUUAUGACUGCUUAGCAAUGGCAGUUGAAACUGGUCUUCUUCCACCCAGGAUGGUUUGUGAAUCUCUCAUAAACUCUGACACUCUUGAAUGGGAAAGAACACAGCUUUGGGCCUUAACAUUUAAACUGGUUCGAAAAAUCAUUGGGGGAGUGGAUUACAAGGGUGUUCGAGAUCUCUUAAAAGUGAUUUUGGAGAAAAUCUUGACAAUUCCUAAUACAGUGAGCUCUGCUGUUGUACAGCAGCUGCUAGCAGCAAGAGAGGUUAUAGCAUAUAUCUUAGAAAGAAAUGCCUGCUUAUUACCAGCCUAUUUUGCAGUCACAGAGAUCAGGAAACUAUAUCCUGAGGGAAAACUUCCACACUGGUUACUUGGAAACCUAGUAUCAGACUUUGUAGACACCUUCAGGCCCACGGCAAGGAUAAACUCCAUAUGUGGCCGCUGCAGUCUUCUACCAGUUGUAAAUAACUCAGGUGCUAUUUGUAAUUCAUGGAAAUUGGAUCCUGCAACUCUUCGUUUUCCUUUGAAAGGCCUUUUGCCAUAUGAUAAGGAUCUAUUUGAACCACAGACUGCUUUGUUGAGAUAUGUAUUGGAGCAGCCUUAUUCCAGGGAUAUGGUCUGCAAUAUGCUAGGUUUAAAUAAGCAGACCUUGAACAUUGCUCAGCACAAGCAGCGCUGCCCUGUGCUGGAGGACCAGUUGGUGGAUCUGGUGGUUUAUGCCAUGGAGCGGUCCGAGACCGAGGAGAAGUUUGAUGAUGGGGGAACAAGCCAACUCUUGUGGCAGCAUCUUUCAAGUCAGCUCAUUUUCUUUGUGCUUUUCCAGUUUGCCAGUUUCCCACAUAUGGUCCUUUCUCUUCAUCAGAAGUUAGCAGGGCGAGGACUAAUCAAAGGCAGAGAUCAUUUGAUGUGGGUUCUCCUGCAAUUCAUUUCUGGAAGUAUUCAGAAAAAUGCUCUAGCUGAUUUUCUCCCUGUCAUGAAGCUCUUUGAUCUUCUCUACCCAGAAAAAGAAUGUAUCCCAGUUCCUGAUAUUAACAAACCCCAAUCAACUCAUGCCUUUGCAAUGACUUGUAUUUGGAUUCAUCUCAAUAGAAAAGCCCAAAAUGACAACUCCACACUACAAAUUCCAAUACCUCAUUCACUAAAGUUUCACCAUGAGUUCUUACAGCAGAGUCUGAGAAAUAAAAGUUUACAGAUGAAUGACUAUAAGAUUGCCCUGUUAUGUAAUGCAUACUCUACAAAUUCAGAAUGUUUUACAUUACCCAUGGGAGCUCUGGUAGAAACUAUUUAUGGAAAUGGAAUUAUGAGGAUACCUCUCCCAGGAACAAGCUGUUUGGCUUCUGCAUCUAUAACUCCCUUACCAAUGAACCUCCUGGAUUCAUUGACAGUUCAUGCCAAAAUGAGCCUUAUUCACAGCAUUGCAACGAGAGUGAUAAAACUUGCUCAUGCAAAGUCCAGUGUGGCAUUGGCUCCAGCCCUAGUGGAAACUUACAGUCGUUUAUUGGUCUAUAUGGAAAUAGAGUCUUUGGGCAUCAAAGGAUUUAUCAGUCAGCUCUUACCAACUGUUUUCAAGUCUCAUGCUUGGGGGAUCCUGCACACACUUCUUGAGAUGUUCAGCUACCGGAUGCACCACAUUCAGCCUCAUUACAGAGUUCAGCUCCUGAGUCAUCUUCAUACUUUGGCUGCAGUUGCACAAACAAACCAGAAUCAACUCCAUCUUUGUGUUGAAAGCACCGCUCUCAGGCUUAUAACAGCAUUAGGUAGCUCAGAGGUACAGCCACAGUUUACACGUUUCCUUAGUGAUCCCAAAACAGUAUUAUCUGCAGAAUCUGAAGAACUGAACCGAGCCUUGAUAUUGACCUUAGCCAGAGCAACUCAUGUAACAGAUUUUUUUACAGGCUCUGAUUCAAUUCAGGGAACUUGGUGUAAAGACAUACUUCAGACCAUCAUGAGUUUUACUCCUCAUAAUUGGGCUUCACAUACCCUUAGCUGUUUUCCAGGCCCACUACAGGCAUUCUUCAAACAAAAUAAUGUACCUCAGGAAAGUCGUUUUAAUCUGAAAAAAAAUGUUGAAGAGGAGUAUAGGAAGUGGAAGUCUAUGACCAAUGAAAAUGACAUCAUUACCCACUUUUCCAUACAAGGCUCUCCUCCUCUUUUCCUUUGUCUUCUCUGGAAAAUGCUCUUGGACACAGAUCAUAUUAAUCAGAUUGGCUACAGAGUAUUAGAGAGAAUUGGAGCCAGGGCCUUGGUAGCCCAUGUGAGAACAUUUGCAGAUUUCCUGGUAUAUGAGUUUUCUACCUCAGCGGGAGGUCAGCAACUUAAUAAGUGCAUUGAAAUUCUUAAUGACAUGGUAUGGAAAUAUAACAUUGUUACAUUGGACAGAUUAAUUCUCUGCCUGGCCAUGCGCAGUCAUGAAGGAAAUGAAGCCCAGGUUUGUUACUUCAUAAUUCAGUUGCUGUUACUCAAACCAAAUGACUUUAGAAAUCGAGUAAGUGACUUUGUGAAGGAAAAUUCCCCAGAGCACUGGCUACAGAAUGACUGGCAUACCAAGCACAUGAAUUAUCACAAGAAAUAUCCAGAAAAACUGUAUUUUGAGGGCCUGGCGGAACAAGUUGAUCCUCCUGUGCAGAUUCAAUCCCCCUAUCUGCCAAUUUAUUUUGGAAAUGUGUGUCUCCGAUUCCUUCCAGUAUUUGAUAUAGUAAUUCACAGAUUUUUAGAGUUGUAUCCAGUAUCCAAAUCACUAGAAACUCUACUGGAUCACCUAGGAGGCUUAUAUAAAUUUCAUGAUCGGCCAGUGACUUACCUGUAUAAUACUUUGCACUAUUAUGAAAUGUACUUGAGAAACCGUGAUCAUCUCAAACGAAAACUUGUCCAUGCAAUCAUUGGUUCACUUAAGGAUAAUCGACCACAGGGCUGGUGUCUAAGUGACACUUACCUGAAGUAUGCUAUGAAUCCACGGGAGGACAAUCCAUGGGUCCCAGAUGACUCCUACUAUUGCAAAUUAAUUGGCAGACUAGUAGAUACAAUGGCCGGCAAAUCUCCUGGUCCCUUCCCAAACUGUGAUUGGCGAUUCAAUGAGUUUCCCAACCCUGCCGCCCAUGCUCUGCAUGUUACUUGUGUGGAGCUCAUGGCCUUGGCAGUUUCAGGCAAAGAUGUUGGAAAUGCCCUUCUUAAUGUCGUGUUGAAAAGUCAGCCCUUGGUACCAAGAGAGAACAUUACAGCAUGGAUGAAUGCAAUUGGUUUGAUCAUCACUGCCCUACCAGAACCAUAUUGGAUUGUCCUUCAUGAUCGAAUUGUGAGUGUUAUCAGCAGUCGCAGCUUGACAUCAGAAACAGAGUGGGUUGGUUAUCCAUUCCGCCUAUUUGACUUCACUGCUUGUCAUCAGUCCUACUCUGAGAUGAGCUGUAGCUACACAUUAGCUCUAGCACAUGCUGUAUGGCACCAUUCUAGCAUUGGACAACUUUCACUCAUUCCAAAGUUUCUCACUGAAGUACUGCUUCCUAUAGUGAAGACUGAAUUCCAAUUGCUUUAUGUCUACCAUCUUGUAGGACCAUUUUUACAAAGAUUUCAGCAGGAGAGAACUCGAUGUAUGAUAGAGAUUGGUGUGGCAUUUUAUGACAUGCUGCUAAAUGUAGACCAGUGUAGCACCCAUUUAAAUUACAUGGAUCCCAUCUGUGACUUCCUGUAUCAUAUGAAAUAUAUGUUUACUGGUGACAGCGUGAAAGAACAAGUAGAGAAGAUUAUCUGUAAUUUAAAACCAGCUUUAAAACUUCGUCUUCGAUUCAUCACACAUAUUAGCAAGAUGGAACCAGCUGCAGUGCCUCCACAAGCUAUAAAUAGUGGAUCUCCAGCACCUCAGUCUAAUCAGGUGCCAGCAUCCUUACCAGUAACUCAGUGAAGUUAGAGUUACUGUAGUGAGAAUGUAAAUAUACCUGUCUUAGAAAGUGGACUCAAGUUUAUUAAAUCUGAAUGUGAUCAUGUUAAAGUGAUGUGGUAGAAGAAGCAGCAGAGAUAUUCAGAUUGUUUUCUUUUGAUUCAAAUGGUGAAUCUCCUCACACCUUAAUUCCCAUCUCCCUGUCUAUAUUUUUGUCUCUAAGAGAUCAAGUAAGCUACAUAUUGUUCAUAUUCAUAGCAAUUAAGAGCACCCUAGGAACAUAGAUGUAUACUGUGAUCAAAUGACUUUUCCUUUGUAUUCUCAGUCUUUCCUAUUUUAGCCAUUGUUUUUAUUUUUAUUUUUAUGUUUUAUUAUUGUAUAGUCAGUCUUAAAGUACUUUGCUUUAAAGACAGAACACAUGUAAAAUAACCAUUACAAAUCCUUUUAUACAUAAAUCUUCUUUUGUGAUUCUUCAGGAUAAUAGAGAUUUUUAUCAAAUAAAGGACUCUGGGUUUCAUUGCAUUGCAGAAGCAAACAAAGUUUCGUAUUUUUUUUUAAAGACUUGAAAUUUUUAUUGUAAAUUUCCAAGUAAAUAGUCUAAUGUUUCUAUUGAGAUAGAUGGGCAGUUUUUGCCUUUGCUUUGAACUUACCAGAUGAAAUGAGUUGGAAGCCAUGUAAGAAAAUAUCAUCUGAAAAUGCAUACAUUUAAAUAAAAUCAUGCUUAAAUGGCUGAUUCCCGAAUCUCUGUCUAUAAAAAUCAGUUGCUUUUGCAUGUUGAUAUCCUCACCUGGCAGAUGAUGUGAAUUUUGGAAUUUUCAUAAUUCCAAAUUUUUUAAAUAUUUGUAUUUUUAAAUGUACAUUUUGGUUCUUUAGGGUUUAUUAGAUUUCUGAAAGACAUUGUUAAUUUUGGGGGAAAUGGCAUUGUGAAAAACUUGAAAACUAAUAAAGACUGUUGGAUGAAUACACCA
Marmota flaviventris (yellow-bellied marmot) is the source of this 5199-nucleotide messenger RNA. It is a transcript of the gene Med23, whose product is annotated as mediator complex subunit 23. NCBI's taxonomy places the organism in Eukaryota, Metazoa, Chordata, Mammalia, Rodentia, Sciuridae. The record is from RefSeq and is a predicted model, not a curated record. Gene Ontology annotation, cellular component: mediator complex; transcription regulator complex. Gene Ontology annotation, biological process: positive regulation of gene expression; regulation of transcription by RNA polymerase II.